GAGCGCGCGCAGAGCGGCCGGUAGCAGCGCAGGCAGAGAUGUGGAGGCAGCUCCUGGAAGACGGCAGGUCGGCCUUCAAUGACCGUUGGCCGCACAGCGUCCUCGUCCCGGUGGCCGUCGGGGUUGGAGGCGCGAUGGUCGGCUGGAUGUUCUGUCGGCGGAAGGCGAAGACCAUCGAGAUGGGCGAUGGAUGGUGGGGAUCGGGUCUCAGACCUCAUCAGCAGAGCGAGGACUCCGGCGUGAGACCGUUCACGGUAGAAGUUUCCGAUGCCGAUAUUCAGGAUCUCCAUAGCCGUUUGGACCGGACGCGCUUCUUCUCCCCUCUGGAGCAUUCGCAUUUCCACUACGGAUUAAACGCUUCCCACCUUCAGAAGAUCGUCUCCUACUGGAGGAAGAGCUUCGACUGGCGGAGGCAGGUGGAGCGCAUCAAUAGAUACCCCCACUACAAGGUGACCAUAGAAGGACUGGAGGUGCACUUUAUCCACGUGAAACCCCCAAAUCUUGCCCCCGGUCAGAAGGCCCGCCCCCUGCUCAUGGUCCACGGUUGGCCUGGAUCCUUUUAUGAGUUUUACCGAAUCCUCCCGCUUCUGACCGAGCCGGCCAAGCAUGGUCUGAACCCCGACCUGGUCUUCGAGGUCAUCUGUCCGUCCAUCCCGGGUUAUGGCUUCUCGGAGGCGCCGCACAAGAAAGGGUUCAAUGCCGUGGCCGCUGCUAGAAUUUUCUACAAACUGAUGACCAAACUGGGGUUCCAAGAAUUUUAUCUUCAGGGUGGAGACUGGGGCAGCAUAAUUACCACCAUCCUCUCCCAGAUGAAACCAGAGUCUGUGAAGGGUCUUCACCUGAAUAUGGUGUUUGAUCCCCUGGGAGGCCUGAGGACGUUCCUAAUCCUGUUCCUGGGACGUUACGUGCCGUGGCUGGUGGGCCUGACGCGGGAGGACGUCGAGCGCCUGUAUCCGUUUUUCGAGAAGAAUGUGUACAUGGUGAUGCGAGAGUCGGGGUAUCUCCACAUUCAGGCCACCAAGCCGGACACCGUGGGCUCUGCUUUGAACGAUUCCCCCGCCGGACUUGCUGCCUACAUCCUGGAGAAGUUCUCCACCUGGACCGACCCCGAGUUCCGCCAUUUAGAGGAUGGAGGCCUCGACAGAAAAUAUUCUAUGGAUGAUCUUCUCACCAACGUGAUGAUCUACUGGCUGACCGGAUCCAUCACCUCGUCCAUGAGAUUCUACAAGGAGAAUUUUACCCGGAACUUUCUGAACUCUCCGGAAUCGCGGACUGCCGUGUACGUCCCCACCGGCAUCGCGGCCUUCCCCUGCGAACUCACUCACAUCCCCCGGGUUUUGGCAAAGCAGAAGUUUAAGAACAUCGUCACCUACACCCAUAUGCCACGAGGGGGGCAUUUCCCGGCCAUGGAGGAGCCGGAACUUCUCGCUCAAGACAUCCAGAACUUUGUGUCCCGGGUGGAAAAUAAAUGAGACGCCGCCGAUAUUCACCGAUAAAACGUACGGCGCGUGCAUCGGGAGAGAGAUCGCUCCAAAAAAUGUCAUUU
This is a messenger RNA of Spea bombifrons (plains spadefoot toad), 1546 nucleotides long. RefSeq names its product epoxide hydrolase 1-like. NCBI's taxonomy places the organism in Eukaryota, Metazoa, Chordata, Amphibia, Anura, Pelobatidae. Gene Ontology annotation, molecular function: epoxide hydrolase activity. Gene Ontology annotation, biological process: epoxide metabolic process; arachidonate metabolic process. The transcript is spliced from 9 exons. The record is from RefSeq and is a predicted model, not a curated record. The coding region runs from base 39 to 1472 and encodes 477 amino acids.